Lontra canadensis (Northern American river otter) is the source of this 1032-nucleotide messenger RNA. Its product is annotated as zinc finger protein ZIC 5-like. The annotation marks the transcript as partial. NCBI's taxonomy places the organism in Eukaryota, Metazoa, Chordata, Mammalia, Carnivora, Mustelidae. The record is from RefSeq and is a predicted model, not a curated record. The transcript has a single exon.
CAGAGUUAGGAGGCCAGGACAAAGAAGUUAAAGAGAGCCUAAUAUAUACAUGUUUUUGAAGGUGGGCAGAGGGAAAAAAAAGUCCCCCCAGUGAGGGUCUAUGGGUCUGAUUGUGCGGUUCUGAUGGAUCCCCCCUUAAGCAAGAGGAACCCGCCAGCGCUGAGAUUAGCGGAUUUGGCAACGGCUCAGGCCAGGCCGCUUCAGAAUAUGACAGGCUUCCCGGCGCUGGCCAGCCCGCCCGCCCACUCCCACCUCCGCGCCUCAGCCACGCACCUCCGCCCUCGGGACCUGAGCGCUGACCCCGGCGUGGCCAUCACUCCGCUCGGACCCGAGCACAUGGCUCAGGCGAGCGCGCUCGGCCUCAGCCCUCCCUCCCAGGCGCUCCCGGCACAGCCCGAGGCGCCGGCUGCCGCCGCCCGCGCCGCACUCUCGGUCGCGCACCCCGGCGCCUGCACCUACCCGGGUGGCGGGGGCAGCAGCCGCGCGCAGCCCUCCGCGCCCCCGCCCCCCGCCCCCCCUCUUCCUCCCUCCCUUUCACCCCCUCCUCCUCCCCCUCCCCCUCCUCCUGCCCUCUCGGGCUACACCACCACCGACAGUGGCGGCGGCGGCAGCAGCGGCAAAGGCCACAGCAGGGACUUCGUCCUCCGGAGGGACCUUUCCGCCACGGCCCCCGCGGCGGCCAUGCACGGGGUCCCGCUUGGAGGGGAGCAGCGGUCUGGCACCGGCUCCCCCCAGCACUCGGCCCCGCCUCCCCACUCGGCCGGCAUGUUCAUCUCCGCCAGCGGCACCUACUCCGGCCCGGACGGCAGCGGCGGCGGGGGCCCGGCGCUCUUCCCUGCCCUGCACGACGCUCCGGGAGCCCCCGGCGGCCACACGCACCCGCUCAACGGCCAGAUGCGCCUGGGGCUGGCGGCGGCCGCGGCAGCCGCCGCGGCGGAGCUCUACGGCCGCACCGAACCGCCCUUCGCGCCGCGCUCCGGGGACGCGCACUACGGGGCGGUGGCGGCGGCUGCGGCCGCCGCCCUGCACGGC